This is a messenger RNA of Cryptotermes secundus, 5451 nucleotides long. RefSeq names its product serine/threonine-protein kinase PLK1. NCBI's taxonomy places the organism in Eukaryota, Metazoa, Arthropoda, Insecta, Blattodea, Kalotermitidae. Gene Ontology annotation, biological process: regulation of cytokinesis; protein phosphorylation; mitotic cell cycle. Gene Ontology annotation, molecular function: protein binding; protein serine/threonine kinase activity; ATP binding. Bases 128 to 2170 code for a protein of 680 amino acids. Gene Ontology annotation, cellular component: cytoplasm; spindle pole; centrosome. The transcript is spliced from 11 exons. The record is from RefSeq and is a predicted model, not a curated record.
GGGGCCGAAGGAUGUGUGUUUGGUGUGUGAGAGGGCGUUGCGUGUGCUGUGCUCGCGAGCCAUAUAAUGGGCCUUUAGUAUACGAGUGGUGCUCUCAUUUUCAAGAAGUCAAGAAGGUCGAAAAAAUAUGAGUCUGAAUACCGAACAGUUGAUUUUGAAAAACACUGAACUGAGGGAACGUUUGCGUAGGGAGGCAAAGAGUGCAACCCCGGGAACAUGGAAUACGGAAGAAAGAUAUUGCAACAAUGAUUCCUUGGAUUCUGGAGUCGCCGGACUGAAGGAUCCACAUUUUAACAGCAACAAAAACAGUGAUACAGAAACAUCAGAAUAUAUAGUAGAUCCUUCAGCGAGAACUACAUACCUUAAAGGAAAAUUCUUAGGGAAGGGCGGAUUUGCACGGGUACACGAAUUGAUUGAUCUCACUACCAACACUGUGUACGCUGGCAAAAUCAUCCCCUUGAAUCGAAUCACAAAAAGACAUCAUAUGCAGAAGAUUGCACGGGAGAUACUGAUACAUCAGAACCUUGUACACAAAAAUGUUGUGAGGCUUCAUCAUUUCUUUGAAGAUACUGUGAAUGCAUACAUCAUUCUUGAAAACUGCUCAAGGAAGUCAUUGGUACAUGUUCUGAAGCACCGAAAUGUCAUAACGGAGCCUGAGGUGCGAUACUACCUGUGUCAGCUUGUAACAGGUGUAAGCUACAUUCACAGUCAACGUGUGAUACAUCGUGAUCUCAAACCAGGUAACAUGUUCCUUGGUGAGGACAUGGUCGUCAAAGUUGGUGACUUUGGCCUGGCAACGCAGGUGGAUGGUGACAAGCGGGUGACCAUCUGUGGAACCCCAAAUUACAUAGCACCAGAAGUGCUAAAUAAACUGAGCUACAGCUAUGAAGCUGAUGUGUGGGCAAUCGGAUGCAUCAUGUAUGCAAUGUUGGUUGGUCAGCCUCCCUUUGAAACUGCCACACUGAAGGAGACAUAUGCCCGCAUUGUAGGCAAUAAGUAUGCUCUCCCACCUCUUGCUUCAGAACAAGCACGAUCAUUAAUCUGUGAGCUCCUGCAGCCAAAGCCUGAAGAGAGACCUAAACUUGAUGAAAUUUGCAAGCACGAGUUUUUCACAAGUGGUUAUAUGCCUGAAACACUUUCUCCUUCCUGUUGCUACACAAUGCCAAAAUUUGCAUCUGCUGCCUUGCUUUCAAGGGCACCACAGCCACAGUCCCAAGUCAUAUAUCAGGCUCCAGUCUUGAGUCAAGAUCUGAAAUCUCUGAUGAACUCUGUAUCUACUUUAAAAAUUCCCUCACAGAAGAAUCCAACCACCAUAGCUAAGUUCUCCCCAAAAGAUAAAGCAGCCUGCAGUAAUCCUGGUGCUGGAAGCAUUCUAACACCUGCACGCAAAGAUAAGGAUCUACGUCAAAGCUCUCUGAAGCAAAAGCUAAGCAGUGUCCUGUGUCCAGAUAAGAUGACAUUGUGCCGCAAGAGAUCUAAUAAUGCUGCCACCAUGUAUCGGUUUCUGUCUGAUUGCAUUAGUAAGAUGCCUACUGCAACACCAUCUGGAAAUCCACCACCUGUUGCUACAGUAGCACCCCUCUUUGUGUCAAAAUGGAUUGAUUAUUCAAAUAAGUAUGGGUUUGGAUUCCAGUUAUCUGACAAAUCAGUUGGUGUCCUCUUUAAUGAUAGUACACGUAUCAGCUUUACUCCUGACCGCAGUCGUGUGGAAUUUCAUGAUAUGCAUGGGAAGGUGACUGCCCACCCACAUAAUUCUGUACCUGCACCACUCCAUGAACGGUUAACAUUACUGCGACACUUCAGUCAGUACAUGGACGAGCACUUAACAGAGGGAGGUGACAUUAAACACCAGCCUCAAGUGGCUGUAACCAAUAGACAUAAAUCAGCUGUCCCUCAUAUGAAACGCUGGGUUCGCACCAACACUGCUAUCAUCAUGGAACUCUGCAAUGGGACCUUGCAGAUAAACUUCUUCAAGGAUCACACAAAGGUGAUAAUUUCUGCAGAGAAACAUGGCUACAUGGUGACAUACAUUAAUGGUGAUCGUCUGAGUUGUUCAUAUUGGUUAGCCCAUAUCACACAAUUCAGCUGUGAGGCAAAUAUUUAUGACCGGCUGCGGUUUGCCACUGCCGUUGUUCGUGAAUUUGCUGAGUUGGAUGGAGAAGAAGUUUGACAGACUUCUUGAUGAAGUAUUCUGUGAUUAAUUUUGAUAGGAAUUUGAUAGUAACUACUGGGGGUUAUGACCAUUAUGAUGGAAUGUGUAUUAUACUGUAUCACAGUGAUACUGUUAGGAACAUGAGAAAUGAAAAUACUUCAGAAGUACGAAAACAGAUGGAGUUAUUCUGUGAUAUAUGUUCACUUCCAAUAAAUGUUGUGACAUUUAGUUAUGCAGGAAGUUGAAAUUAGUGAGAACUAUUGUAACCAGUGCCUAGCAGACUUGUUGAAGUCUACUUUACCUAUGUCAUUAGUUGUUAGUUAAAGAAGAAAACAACCAUCAUGUGGACUUAUUUGCUUAAGACCAAAACUUCGGUUAUCUUGUUACAGUUAAUUCUCCCAGUGGUUGUAUGCUUUGUGGUGCACAGACUGUGGCAAGUCCCUUAGUAUUAUGAAGAAUUCAUUCAUUAGUCAGAAUAAAACACUGCCUUUUAAGGGAGUCCACCUGCCAGAAGAGUGAUGUUGCAUAUUUAUAGUGAUACUGGUAGUUGGGAAAUUGACUCACUAGGGCUUUCAGUAUCAAGUUAUACAUAUUAUUAACUUUGUAUAUAUGUUCUAUAGGCUUUUGUUGCUCUCAAAGAAUUGUUUUUUAUAUAUAUAUUUCAGUGAGUUGUCUCCAUCAUGUUAUAAGAAUACUGAGCUACAAUUUAAUCGGUGCUUUUAUAGCGUUUUCCAGUUAAAUCCAAUUUUGGUUUUGUUACUUCCACCACCUCUUCAGCACUUCCAGAUCUUGUACCAAUAAUAAACCUGACUGACACUUUAAUUUUGAUACUUCCAUGAAAACAGCUGAGUACUGAAACUUCCGUGUCUCAAGUCGACAUCUAAGAAAUAGUUUUCUAAUGUAAAUGGAUGACAAUUUUGUCACUUCUGUUAGAUGCAAAAUAUGCUACCUAAAUGACUCUUGUAAGCAAAUGGCACUUCAAAAAAGAUGUUAACAUGCAGUGGAUAUUUAUGAAGGAAAAUUUAUAUUAAUGCUCUAAAAAAAUAUAUAUAAUGUAAUCCACACACAUCCGCACUUACAGGUACCAGUGUAUUCUGAAGUUCAUUAACUCUAUGGAAUUAAAACAUUCUUUCAUGUUGUAAAAAGUGCAGUAAUCUGAUGUUUCACUUCAUGAUUCUUGUUCCAGAAGUAAGUUGCAACAUCCUUCCAAAUAAUCAUUAGUUUACUGUUUGUUUUAAAUACCAUGACAUAUGGAGUGGUACUUAAGUCUUCAACAAACAGAGAAUUGAUCACAACAAACACUGAAAACAAAUAUCACGUAUGUUCCUCUGUGAUAGUAUAUUUUUAAAAAUGGUUACUGGCAUAUUUCUGUGGAGAGCUGAAGUAACAACUGGAUUUCCAUUCAGUUGACAUAGACUUCCAAGAAUUAAUUUGUCACAUAUUUGAAAAAUUUAGCUUUAUGUGUUAAGUUAUGUUGGGAUAUCCUGUCUUUAUUUCUGCCUUAUGUUUGAAUACUAGUAUUUAUUAUAUGAAGCUCAUAUACACAUAUAUUAAAGAUUAAUUAUAUUAAUUAUAUACAUUAAUGUAUAAAGGAAGUUUGAAAUCCUUCACUUGUGUAAUAAGAAUAGUAUAUAAAAUGAUACCUCACAUUUGAUUGAGGGAAUUGCUCAAGCAGCUACAUGCAAGAACCUUGAAGUGAGGAUGAGAGUGAAAGGAAACUGGAUAAAAUGAAGGAGUUUGUGGGGGUGUGUGAUCUUCAGUUUUGGCAUGAAAACAAGCUAAAAUACAAACGAAUUUUGUUGUUAUUAUUUAUACUGGAUCUAAAUUGAAAUUAUUUGCAUCACGUAAGAGAAGAUGUGAUUUAAUUUUAACAUUAAAAUACAAUACAAAAGCAGUAAUAUGUAGACAUUAUUCAUAGUGAAAAUUCAAUGUGCAGAUAUGGAAUACUGAUCUGAAUUGUAAUUAUUUUGUGAUGUGCUAUUCCUGUGUUAUAUUGGAGGCUGCAGGGUUUUAUAUAGGUGCAGUAAUUUUUUUUUGUUUAGAAAUGGGGCUCUGGGAAGUCACCACGAUAGAUAAGAAGGAACUAUCAUUUAAUAACACUUCUGCAAAAUAAUGCAAUAAUUGUAUGUUAAUUUUUUUGAAGAUUAUAUUGUAUACAUUUUGUUCUUAUGUAACACCAUAUAAAAUGGCAUACAAGACUUCACAGAAGGAAGUAAAUUUUGUGUUCUCGCAUAAAAAGCAACACUGCUUUAGUGACUUAUGUGAUCUAUGGUCAUUGCUGGUAAAUUACUGGAUACGAAUCAGUCUGGCUAAUAUAGCAGUAAAUUAAGUGAGGUUUCUUGCCUUUAAAUUGCAUGGGGACAUUUACUGCAUAAGCAUGAUGAUUAUUAAGAGAAUUAGGAACUACCGGUCAAAUGUUUUAAGGCAUUUUACCAGCAAUCACAUGGAAAGAUUGAGGAAAAUCACACAUCCUGGCUGAUAAUUGCAACUGGUUAUCUAGCAUAGCACUCCCUAAAUUGAUGAGAAAAAACUGCAGUGUACUGGGUUAAGUUGCUGCAAGUAUUGUGUUAUGGAAUUAUUUUCAAUGAAUGAAUUGUAAUGUACCACACAGUUGUUGACAUUUGUAGUAACUGAGUUGCCAUUUGCUGAAAAGCUUUCCAGAUUAAAACACAUGUUAUGGAUGAUUUUAUUACAGUUUAACUUCUGUAUAAAUACAAAAGGUGCUGAAAUAUUUGCACUAAGCUCAGACAAAAUAUGUAGCUGGCUGUGUGAUAGUUGUGUCGUAACAUUUAUUGGAUCAGUCCUUCACAUUAUCUGGCCUGUUAUGAAGUUCACUAUCGUAGAAAAGCAAAGCGUGAGGUGAAUGUUUUUUAAAAGAAAUGAAGAAUUGUAAAUUUGUUAAGGCUCUAUAAUGAUUAAAACAUUUAGUUUAUCAUUUACCAUUAAUCAGCUAAUCAGUGAGAAAAAUAAUUUGUCUGAAACGAAAGAAAUUUUGUUCAGUGUAGCUUCCAAUUAAGCAAGGAAAACAGAGACCUGUGGCAGAUUUGUUGAAACUAAAAUGGAUUCUGAGGUCAAUAAGUAAACUUUUUUAAUAAGUGAUAAAAAAUAUAUGUGAAUGAACGUGAAAAAUUAAUGCCAGUAUAAUAUUUGAAGUCAAAUAUUGCAUCUUGUUUUUUUAAACAAAUCAGUGUAUUAUGUUGUUUGAGUAGUUGAAGAAAAUAAUCAGCAAUUAAAAAGUAAUCAGCGAAUUAUGACAGAAUUAAAAUUUAUAUAAAAAUUUUCUGUAUCACAUCUUGUGU